Daldinia childiae is the source of this 1971-nucleotide messenger RNA. Its product is annotated as putative fad binding domain-containing protein. Bases 1 to 1971 code for a protein of 656 amino acids. The record is from RefSeq and is a predicted model, not a curated record. Gene Ontology annotation, molecular function: FAD binding; oxidoreductase activity. Lineage: Eukaryota; Fungi; Ascomycota; Sordariomycetes; Xylariales; Hypoxylaceae. The transcript is spliced from 4 exons.
AUGACGCGCUUCAUUUACGUUGCGGCUCUGUCGCUAACCAGCUUAGCGUUCGCUCAGACAAUCCAAGAUGGCGUCGAGGCAACCCCAGAGACUGUUGCUCCAGCCGUCGAGAAAGUGGACGUUGAUGCCUCAUCAUCUGGCAUCAACUAUUUCCCCUUCGAAUCAAGCCAGCUUACGCCUGAAGUUAUCACCAAUUUGACAAAUUAUAAUCUUACUAAUGUUGAGCUUUUCAAUUUCACCGAUACUGAAGCUGCGGUUCAAAAACGUACCGGCCGCGUGUGUAAAACUUAUCCCGGGGACAGAUUUUGGCCGAUUCGCCCUAUAUGGGAUCUCCUUAAUAUUCUAUUAGGAGGCGCUCUAGUUGAGGGCGUGCCAACCGCAGCGCCAUGCUAUUCUGAUUGGCCUCAGUAUGACAAAGCCAAGUGUGAUUCGAUCACUUCUCAGUGGAACACGCCUCAAUAUCAACUAUCACAACCUCUAGGAAUCCAGUAUUAUGCCUUUGAGGGAGUGAGCUGCUUGCCGCCUAGCCUUACACGGACGGGGGCUAAAUGCACACUAGGUGGUAUGCCGUCGUAUGUUGUUAAGGCAACCAAUGUCGCGCAGAUCCAGCUUGCUGUCAAUUUCGCGCGGAAUCUUAACCUGCGGCUGAUCGUCAAGAACAAAGGCCAUGACUUCAAAGCCAAGUCUACUGGUGCUGGAUCGCUUUCCAUCUGGACCAAUGCUCUACAAGGCAUCCAGUACUUGGGUUCCACGUACUCCCAUGGCCCAUCGGGUUACAGUGGACCAGCUUUUAAGAUUGGUGCUGGUGUUCAGGCACUUCCCCUUUAUCAAGCCGCAAACAAAUUAGGUCUUCAUAUUGUCGGUGGAAAUACUCGUACUGUCGGCAUCGGUGGUGGAUACAUCGCUGGUGGUGGCCAUUCCCCCUUGCUAUCUAUGUAUGGCAUGGCAGCUGAUCAAGUAUUGUCCAUGGAAGUUGUGCUACCUAAUGGCCGUUUUGUUUCUGUUGAUGAGAAAAAGUAUCCCGAUCUUUUCUUCGCCCUUCGCGGCGGAGGUGGCAGUACCUGGGGUAUCGUGACCUCGCUUGUUAUUCGGGCUUACCCGAAGAAGCCCGUCUCUACUCUCAGUUAUAGCUUCGGUGUCAAUACUAACGUAUCGAAGGAGACGUUCUGGAAGGGAGUCGAUGCUGUUUUCGCCAAAUUUCCCGAAUUUGCCGAUAAGGGGAUGUAUAACUAUUGGUCUAUCAGCUGCAUAUUUGACUGUUCCUUCUCCAUGGCUCCUCAAUGGGGAAAUGAUAUGAACUCUGCCAAGCUCAAGACAUUGUCUACUCCAUUAUUCGACGAGCUUGCGGGGUUGGGAAUUACCGUUAGCGAUGCCGUGUAUAAAGAAUAUGAUGGAGUGCUGGGUGGCAUCGAAGGUACCUGGUCUGCUGAAAGUGAACAGACUGGCGUCUGGAAUUUUAAUACUGGGUCAAGAUUGUUCCCCCGUUCUAACUGGGACGAUCCGGCGAAGCUUGCUGCACAAAACGCGGCGCUUCGGGAGAGUGUCGAAAAGGCUGGCUUAAUGCUCGGCUACAACAUGAAAGCAGCAGUCAACCCCUCAGUCAACCAGACCAACGCCGUGAAUCCAGCAUGGCGCCAAACCGUCCUGCAUGCACUACUAGGUGCCACUUGGAGCCAGGAAGCCACUGCUCAGGAUAUCGCGACCGCGAACAAGAACCUCGUCCAGAUGAUGCAACCAUGGCGAGACGCAUCCCCCAAUUCUGGCGCAUACCUCAACGAGGCGGACAUUAACGAACCCAACUGGCAGCAAGCCUUCUAUGGUUCAAACUACGCAUAUCUUUACCAGCUCAAACAGCAGUACGACCCUUGGGGCCUAUUGUGGGCACCUACAGCUGUUGGCUCCGAGGACUGGUACAUAACUAACCAGGUUGAGUAUUACCCAACACAGAACGGAAAGCUGUGUCCCAAAUAG